Messenger RNA from Lolium perenne, 876 nucleotides. Lineage: Eukaryota; Viridiplantae; Streptophyta; Magnoliopsida; Poales; Poaceae. The record is from RefSeq and is a predicted model, not a curated record.
ACCAAUUACCAACUACAGCAUACAGCAAUCGCAGAAGCUACCAUGGACAUGCUCCAGCUUAUCUCCUGCAUCCACAUAACAAUAGCCCUGCUCUUGUUCACUCAAGCAAAGAGCUCCACUGAGGCACCCAAGGAAACAACCACCGGUUGCAUUGCCGAUGAGAGGAUCGCCCUUCUCGCCUUGAGAGCAGGUCUUUCCGAUCCUUCAAACCUCUUAUCGUCAUGGAAUGGCGGGGACUGCUGCCGAUGGAAGGGCGUGCGGUGCAGCAAUAGCACCGGGCAUGUCGUCGAGCUUGAUCUCCAUGGCCCCGAUUGCAGCUACAACCUUGGUAGUGAACGGGUGCUAGGAGGAAUCAUAAGCUCCUCAUUGGUUGAUCUGCAUCACCUGCAGUAUCUCAACCUCAGCUGCAACUAUUUCCGAGGGGCAAAAAUACCCGAGUUCUUUGGUUCUCUCCGCAACUUGGAACAUCUCGACCUAUCCCUGUCCUACUUCAGCGGAAUGAUACCACCGCAGCUCGGUAAUCUCUCCAACCUGCGCUACUUCAUUCUUGAUUCCAUUGACAGUAGCAACUACGUAUACUCCACUGAUAUCACCUGGUUGUCAAGGUUAUCUUCCCUCGAGCAUCUAGACAUGAGCUCCGUGAACCUCGGUUCCAUUCAAAACUGGGUUCCAGUGCUGAACAUGCUUCCAUCCCUAAAAUUCCUUCGUCUAUUUAGGUGCCAGCUUAACAGCAGCCCCGAUUCUAUCCUGCAUCUUUUUUCGAAUAAGGAGCAUAGCCCCAGCCUCUGCAUCAAUAGAUGCACACGGCUUGCUUUAUUAAACAAAAUAUCUCAAGUCACAACCAAUUCAUCAUCACUUAUUACAACCACGGAAUAG